This is a messenger RNA of Amyelois transitella, 1911 nucleotides long. Its product is annotated as synaptic vesicle glycoprotein 2C. The coding region runs from base 148 to 1683 and encodes 511 amino acids. Gene Ontology annotation, biological process: transmembrane transport. Lineage: Eukaryota; Metazoa; Arthropoda; Insecta; Lepidoptera; Pyralidae. Gene Ontology annotation, molecular function: transmembrane transporter activity. The record is from RefSeq and is a predicted model, not a curated record. The transcript is spliced from 10 exons.
UGGCUUUUACAUCGGUCGUGAUUCUCGAAACAAGCGGUCGUGCUCAUGGUGACGCAAAUUGACUAAAAUACCAUUUUCAUGUUUCAAAAAAUUUACAAUGAUCGUUUUAAAAUUAUAAAGUAAGAUAUUAGUGAUUAUUCAAUUGAAAUGGAGCAGAAAAAUAUAAAUACUUUAAGUGAAAAUAUUGACAAAAGUGAUGAAAAUUCAGCUGAUUUGGACCAAGCCCUCGCAGUUGUAGGCAUGGGAUGGUACAACAUUAAAUACUCGCUAGUACUCGCUUUGUUCCUGAUAGCGUCGAUUGUGGAACCUAUGGGAUACUCUUUCGUCCUGCCGGCAGCUAAAUGUGACUUGGACAUGACGGACGCUCAAAGGGGGAUCAUCUCUUCAGUGCCAUACUUAGGGAUCGUAGUGACGUCAUUCCCGUGGGGCUACCUGGUUGAUACGCGAGGCCGAAAAAGGAUGAUAAUCUUCAGUUCCCUAGCGGCCGGCUUGUUCGGAGUAGUGUCGGCUUUCAUGCCGGAACUCGUCAGUUUUACAAUCUUCAAAACUAUUACAGCCCUAUGCAUAGCGUGUCCAGCAGCCGUUCCAUACACGUUCAUUGGGGAGAUGCUGCCUCUACGUCACAGGGACAUCACAUUGUCAAUCACCAACGCCAUGCAGAUAUUUGGAUCCACUCUUGUACCUGUGCUUGGUUUUGGCAUACUGCCCCUUAACUUCAGAUCGAACUUUGGAGCAUAUGAUUUUAGACCGUGGCGUCUGCUUUGCAUACUGUAUUCCUGCACAUUCUUCAUCGCUGCAUUCCUCAUGAGUUUUGGACCGGAGAGCCCGAAGUAUCUCUUAUCGCAAGGCAAAUAUGAUGAGGCAUUAAAAGUAUUGCAGAAUAUGUAUGCGGGAAAUAAAGGCAAAUCACCAGAAGACUUUCCGAUAAAAAAACUGAAAGUGCCGCCCGCUAGUACCGAAGAAAAACUUAGUUUCUUGCAAUCACUAAAAAUCCAAUCGGUCCCGCUAUUACGGCGUCCCUACUUGAAGUGGAUGGCUUUAAACGGAUUCCUUUUAUUCGGCGUAUUUAGUAUAUUAAAUGGCCUAUACAUGUGGGUCCCUGACGUAUUGAAUCGAGUGCUGACUGGCGACAGCGAGGGAUUGACUGCCUGCGGAGUCAUAGCCCAAGGACUGAAUCAGACAAUUGAAGAAACAAAAUGUGACGACAGCAUAGACACAAUGACUUUUGUCAUCAACUCGAUCGCUACAGUUAGCUGUGCCUUCAUAGCCUUAGCCGUCAGUAUAACGGUCAAAUUCAUCGGUAAAAAGGUUCUUCUAAUCCUGGUCUUCUUGGUCAUUGGCAUUUUCUGUGUCCUCAUCAACCACGUGACUCAAGACAUGGUAUUCGCUGUUCUGCUGUCAUCGAUUCCGUUAACCGCCUUGGCUAUUGGGCCGGUCAACGCUUCGUCGGUGGGAAUUUUCCCAACGCAUCUUAGAGGCAUGGCUGUCAGUCUGACGAUGAUGGUGGGUCGAUGUGGUUCCAUCGUGGGCACUAAUGUGGCAGGAGUCAUGAUAAAUGCUGCGUGUGAAGCCACCUUCUAUAUGUUUGGUGGAUUACUGUUGGUAUGCAGCGUCGCAUCACUUCUUGUACCGAAAGCAAAAACAGAACCACCCACUAUAAACGAGAAAGUUACAAGAUUAUAAAAAAAAAAAGAUUGUAUAAAAUAAGUCAAAAAGUUGUAAAAGUUUCGAACAAGUAGAGAUAGUUAUUUUUUUAUGUUGAAAAUAUUGUUACCUGAAUGUACAAUUAAGUCUGUGAUUUUUAGUUAAUUCAAAAUAUUUUAUGUCUACUAUAUUAGUAUUAAAAGGAAAAAUUCUGCUUUCAAAACUCAUUUAAUUAUUUGUAAGUCUUAAUAAAAUGGUAAAACCAAA